Durio zibethinus is the source of this 1548-nucleotide messenger RNA. Its product is annotated as septum-promoting GTP-binding protein 1-like. The record is from RefSeq and is a predicted model, not a curated record. Gene Ontology annotation, molecular function: GTP binding; GTPase activity. NCBI's taxonomy places the organism in Eukaryota, Viridiplantae, Streptophyta, Magnoliopsida, Malvales, Malvaceae.
UUAAAACACCAACUAAUCUUCCAUUUCCAUGUCCAAAAUCAUUCAUGAAGCCACCUGAAAAAUGACACAACUUUGUAGAAAAAUUGUUCAUGUUAACAUUAAGUGGAGUAUACUAGAAAGGGUAUCGAUUUUUCGAAGGUUUUUUAGAUUCAUUUGGGAUAGAAUUCUUGUUUGUUCUAUAGGAAGGCCUGCUCACUAUAGGAGAUUGACUAGCCGGGAUUCUUCUUCUCCGUUGGAAGUGGUGGUGGUAGAAGACGGUGAGGCCUUGCCGGAGAGUCACCCCCGGAUGAUAUGUAAUGGGUAUGAGACGGAUUCCGAUUUGGUUAGUUUGAAGAUCAGUUUGUUAGGUGACUGUCAAAUUGGAAAAACAAGCUUUCUGAUAAAAUAUGUCGGGGAUGAGCAAGAGAAAAGCCUACAGAUGACAGGAUUAAAUUUAGUAAACAAAACAUUAUUUGUUCAAGGUGCCAGGAUUGCUUUCAGCAUAUGGGAUGUGGGAGGUGACAGUAAUUCACUUGAUCAUGUUCCAAUUGCUUGUAAAGAUGCAGUGGCAAUUUUGUUUAUGUUUGAUCUAACUAGUCGAUGCACCCUUAACAGUGUUGUUGGAUGGUAUAGUCAAGCAAGAAAGUGGAACCAGACAGCUAUUCCAAUAUUAGUAGGAACAAAAUUCGAUGAUUUUGUUAGACUACCCCCAGAUUUGCAAUGGACCAUUGUGACUCAGGCAAGAGCAUAUGCCAGGGCAAUGAAGGCAACCCUUUUUUUCUCAAGUGCUACGCAUAACAUCAAUGUGAACAAGAUCUUCAAGUUCAUCAUGGCUAAACUCUUUAACUUGCCAUGGACGGUAGAGAGAAACUUGACCAUUGGAGAGCCUAUUAUCGACUUCUAAAACCCACUUUUUUGUUUUUUUUUUUUCCACUGAUUUUUAUGUACAUAGCCGAAAGAGAAAGAAAAAGAGAAAAACCCAAAAAAGUUUGUUCAAUCUCGGUAGCUAAUUGACCCCACAACCACCAAACUUGGUCUUUGAUUGUUAGCUUCUUUUCUUUUCAUUGGCUUUACUUUUCCUUGUUAACAUUUUUUCACUGAAUUCAAAGUUAGCUGAUCUCUGAUGUUUCAGUGAUUUAAGUAACAUAUCUUACUGUAAAAGUCUUUUUCAUGUAGAAGAUGAAAAUCAGAAAUAUAAAAUACUGAGAUGAUUUGUUUCCCUUUUUUUUCCUCUAACCACAAAAUAGAAGAAUCUGCUUUAAGUUUUUCUGAAAGGGUUCUGUAUUAAAAAUAAAUAAAUAAAAAGAUAUAGGGGAAUUGAUGUUGCUGAGUGGAGUUGGAAUGAUUCCACAUUGUAUUCAAGCAACUUAAAGUACAUGAAUAUGGGAUUAAAUUAUAUGCUUCAUAAAAGGGAAUGGGUCCAAAUUUAUUCUGUUAUGGCCAUAAAAUAUUUGGUCGAAAACAAGCACCAAACCUACCAAAGAAAGGUUUAUCAAUAGCUAUGAAAUGCCUAAAAAACACAGGCGUUAUAAGUGAAGUAUUCGAUUUUUAUCACCCAACUAACUGCAA